AAAUUGCCGCAGCAGAGAGCUGCCGCGCUCGUCGCUAUAAUAUUAUAUAGUGAUGUUUUCACUUUUCGACUUCCAGCGCAUGUGAACUGUGGACUUUCUUUGAACGUGAAACGUCAACGCAGUGCGCAUGCGAUAAUUGUGUCAGCCUGCCGAGUGAAGUGUUUCAAUAUUACUCAUAAUAACCUAAAAUUAUAAACUAAAAAUUGUCUUAUUAAUAAAAUAUGGCUCACUACGGGUAUUUAGAAAAAUUAGGACUUGCAUUUGCAUUGGCAUUAUUAUUUUAUAUAGUUAAAUGUAUUGUAAAUGUGGUGUAUACCUAUGUUAUUGGACCAGUUGUAAAUAAGGUGGAUUUCAAAUCUAAAGGAAAAUGGGCAUUGGUAACCGGAAGCACUGAUGGCAUUGGAAAAGAAUACGCGAAAGAGUUGGCUGCCCGCGGCUGUGAUAUAGUUCUAGUCAGUCGUUCUAUGGAUAAAUUGAAAGCGACUGCUACGGAAAUACAAAACGACUACAAAGUGAAUACCAAAAUAGUUCAAGCUGACUUCAGCGAAGAGGGAAUUUACGACAAGAUCUCCAAAGAAAUAGCUGAUCUAGAAAUAGGAACCCUAGUCAAUAACGUCGGUAUCUCCUACAGUUAUCCUGAAUAUUUCACGGAUAUUGCCGACUGGGAGAACACCGUAACAACAAUGAUAAGAGCGAACAUGGUCUCAGUAACACGGAUGACUGGUAUCAUCCUACCUGAUAUGGUAAAACGAGGCAGGGGUGUGGUCAUCAACAUCGGAUCUGGCUCCUCUCUCAUACCCAGCCCCUUGUUGACCGUCUACGCUGCUUGUAAGGCGUAUGUAGACAAAUUUUCCGAAGGAAUUGACAUGGAAUACAAUAAAAAGGGUAUUAUCGUCCAAUGCGUCCUACCCGGUUUUGUAUGCUCUAAUAUGUCGGGGAUCCGUCGCGCUUCGUUAUUAGCACCCACUGCGAAGACAUUUGUAAAGUCCGCCAUCAGUCUCGUUGGCACCACGUCAAAAACAGUUGGUUACUUCCCUCAUGCUAUAUUCGUUAACACCAUCAACUCAAUUUACGGAAUGUCAGGGAGGUUUGCUGUUUGGCUGAUCACUAGGUCCAUGGAGAACACUCGUCGGAAGGCGUUGAAAAAGUACAAAAACAAGUAAUUGUAUAGUAAACAUUGGUUAUCAGUUGUACCUUUAGCACGAAUUGUAUUUUUUGUAUGAAAACCUUGAACAGCGCUCCAUCCGCAUAUUUCAAACUAAAAUCGGAGUACUUACAUAAUUCGUUCUCGAAUAGUUUUCGUAUUGUGUACUAAAUAUAUAAUGUUCAAACUGGCGAUAUGGUAUCGUGACUGCAUCGUAGACUCGAUACAAUUACUUGACGCAGCUACGGAAAUAUUCGUGCUAAGGGCACUUUUUAACGAUUCGAAAACGUAGCCUUAUUUUUAAUAGAUGAGAAGUAAGACCGUUUUUAUUCUUAAUUUUUUUUCAUAAUGGACUCAUAAAAAUAUCGCUAUAUAAUAACGCUUAUCUUUUUGAAUCGUCUGGAAUAAGUGUUGGGAAUAUUCAUACAUUUUGGAAACUGAAUCGAAUGGCAUACCUAAUAAAUCCUCAUUUAUAAUCCAUUUGGUUUUCCAAAGACUUAAAAUCAUCGUUUUUGCUUCUCUAUGAACCGUGUUUCCAAAUGGAAAUUUAGAAUUUGCUUAAACGUGGUUCGGUUGUUGCUAUUUUCAAAAUAAUGAAUAUAACCUACCAAACCUUAUACUAUUCGACUAAUUCCACUAAAAAAAUGUAUAUUAAGACCACGGUCAAAUUACCGUUAUAUGUUAUGUAAAUAUUUGGUGAACGAUAUGCUUUAGAUUCGGGAUGGUGGUCUUAGUUAAGUCUUGUAUAAAAUAAGUAAAAUUUUAUGUUAUAACCAAAGAUUUUAGGUGAUUUGGGAAGGUCCCAUUUUAGUUUUAACACUGCCGUUACAUUUUUAAUAGGCUGUGUAUUGCAUUUAGAAUAAGUGGAUCUAUUGAGUCUAACUAAAAACUGUGAUUAUUUGAAUUAUAUGUGGCCUAAACAUCUACAUAUUUAUAUUGAAAAUUUCAGAAAAAUAAGAAAUCAAAAAGUUUUAUAUGGGUAUUGAAGCAAGAUAAUGCGUUCGUAUGAAGAUAUUGGACGGUUUUCUUUGGCACGUGGCAACAUUGCUUCAAGUACUUUAAGUCUCAAUAAAUCCUAAAUGCCAUUUGCUUCUAGUAGUUCGGGUUUGUUACCUAUUUAAAUAAAUUGGUGGAAAAGAAAACUUUGUAUUAUUUUCCCGG
Pieris brassicae (large cabbage white) is the source of this 2305-nucleotide messenger RNA. RefSeq names its product very-long-chain 3-oxoacyl-CoA reductase (gene spidey). Gene Ontology annotation, cellular component: endoplasmic reticulum. Gene Ontology annotation, molecular function: oxidoreductase activity. The record is from RefSeq and is a predicted model, not a curated record. The transcript is spliced from 6 exons. NCBI's taxonomy places the organism in Eukaryota, Metazoa, Arthropoda, Insecta, Lepidoptera, Pieridae. The coding region runs from base 222 to 1163 and encodes 313 amino acids.